This is a messenger RNA of Branchiostoma floridae (Florida lancelet), 3944 nucleotides long. Its product is annotated as mucin-2-like. The transcript has 3 exons. The record is from RefSeq and is a predicted model, not a curated record. NCBI's taxonomy places the organism in Eukaryota, Metazoa, Chordata, Leptocardii, Amphioxiformes, Branchiostomatidae. The coding region runs from base 108 to 3944 and encodes 1278 amino acids.
CCACCUCUGAGGCAUCAACAUUCGCUGUUGAAACAACCUAUGAGUCGCCAACGACCAGGAGGAAGACAACACAACCAACUACUUCAUUGGUAAGACUCACAACGACCAUGCCAAAUGUCACAACAGACAUAACUAACACAGCAUCGCUUUCAUCAACAAGAGACCUACCUACAGCGGUGUCUACGACAACAUUGUCAUUGGUAACUGAACCAGAGUCAACAAUAGAUAUGACAACAAAGUUGACAAAAGCUGAAACGACAUCUGAGCUAACUGAGCCAAUGGUCACUAUAGAACCCACUCCUGACGCGCCAACAACCACUAUAGGAACCACCUCUGAUGCGCCAACAACCACAGUUAUAAUAGAACCCACCUCUGAGUCGUCAACAACCAAUUUUAAACCCACCAAUGAAGUGUCAACGACCACUAUAGAACCCACCUCCGAGGCCUCAACAACCACUAUAGAAUCCACCUCUGAGGACCUAAUAAGCACUAUAAAAACAACAACCUAUAAGGCGCCAACGACUACAAAGCUGACAAAAGUUGAAACUACAUCUGAAUUAACUGAGACGCCAAUGGUCACUAUAAAAGCCUCCUCUGAGGUCUCAACAACCAAUUUAGAACCCACCUCUGAGGCACCAACAACCACUGUACAACCUACUUCUGUGACUUCAACAACCGCUAUACAGCCUACCUCUGAGGCCUCAGAAACCACUAUAGAACCCACCUCUGCGACCCGAGCAACCAUUAUAGAACCCACAUCUGAGGCACCUACAAUCACUAUACAACCUAGCUCUGAGGCGCCAACAACCACUAUAGAACAUACCUCUAAGGAUCUAACAACCACUGUAGAACCCACCUCUGCUGAGGUGCCAACAACCACUAUACAACCCACCUCUGAGACCUCAACAACCACCAUAGAACCUACCUCCAAGGCUUCAACAACCACUAUACAACUCACCUCUGGGCUAUCCACAACCACAGUUACUAUAGAACCUACCUCUGAGGACUCAACAACCACCUCUUUACCGAAAUCAACGGCCCCUUCAACGACGAAAACUACAGCCCAUCCUGCAACGACCGAAACAAGAAUCUCAACAGAAAAAGCAAAGCAGACUACAGAAGCAUUAUCAGUAGUGACGGAACAAUUGACAACUAUGAUGAUGACAAGCGAGGCGCCCACGGCAACAAAACCGUCCAUGACCACUACAAAACCCACCUCUGAGUCACCAACAACCACUAUAGAUCCCACCCAUGAGGCGUUAGUGUCCACUUUACAACCUACCUCUGAGUCGUCAACAACCACUGUAGAAACCACCUCCGAGUCGGCAACAACCGCUGUAGAAACCAUAUCUGAGACGUCAACAACCACUGUAGAACCCACCUUUCAGACGUCAACUUUCACCAAAGAGUCGACCCCUUUGGCCUCAACAACCACUAAAGAACCCACCCCUGUGGCGUUAAUUUCCACUAUAGAACCCACCUCAGAGACGUCAACUUUCAUCACAGAGUCCAACCCUUUGGUGUCAAAAACCACUGUAGAACGCACCUCUGGAGCCUCAAUAACCACUAUACAACCCACCUCUGAAGCAUCAACAACCGCUUUAGAGCAAACUUCACCAACAACUGUAGAACCCACCCCGGGGGCCUCAACAACCACUACAAAACCCACCUCUGAAGCAUCAACAACCACUAUACAACCCACCUCUGAAGCAUCAACAACCACAGUAGAAUCCACCCCUGAGAUGUUAAUGUCCACUAUACAACCUACCUCUGAGACGUCAACUUUCACCACUGGGGCUUCAACAACCACCAUAGAACGCACCACUGAGGCGUCAACAACCACUAUAGAACCGACCUCUGAGGCCUCAACAACUACAGCAGAACCCACCCCCGAUGUGGUAAUGUCCACUAUGCAACCUACCUCUGAGACGUCAACGUUCACCACAGUGUCUACCCCUUUGGCAUCAACAACCACUACAGAACCCACUUCUGAGGCCUCAACAACCACUAUAGAACCCACCCUUGGGGCAUUAAUAUCCACUGUACAACCUACCUCUGAGUCGUCAACAACCACUGUAGAAUCCACCUUUGAAGCAUCAACAACCGCUAUAGAGCAAACUUCUGGGGCCUCACCAACCACUAUGGAACCCUCCUCUGGAGCCUCUACAACCACUGUAGAACCCACCCCUGAGGCAUCAAUGUCCACUAUAGAAGCUACCUCCGAGGAGUCAACGAUCACUAUGGAACCCACCUCGAGCUCUGGGGCCUCAACAACCACUAUAGAACCCUCCUCUGGGAUGUUAGUGUCCACUAUAGAACCAACCUCCGAGGAGUCAACGACCUCUAUAGAAGCCACCUCUGAAACGUCCAUGGCCACUACAGGACCCACUUCUGAGGCCUCAACAACCACUAUACAACCUGCCUCUGGGGCCUCAACAACCAAUAUAGGGUCCACGUCUAAUAUAUUAACAACCACUAUAGAGCACACUCCUGGGGUUUUAAUGUCUACCAUAGAACCUACCUCUGAGGCAUCAACAACCGCUACAAUAAACACCCCUGACUCUGAGACGUCAAUGGCUACUAUAGAAGUGACCUCUGACACGUCAACAUUCACCACAGAUUCCACCACUUUGGCGUCAACAACCACUGAAGAACCCACCUCUGGGGUAUCAACAACUAUUAUAGAACCUACCUCUGAGGCCUCAACAACCACUAUAGAACACACCUUUAUGGCGUCAACGACCACUAUAGAACACACCUCUAAGGCGUCAACGACCACUAUAGACCACACCGCGUCAAUGGGCACUUUAAAACCCACAUCUGAGACGUCAACGUUUACCACAGAGUCCGCCCAUAUGAGGUCAACGACCUCUAUAGAAGCCACCUCUGAAGCGUCCAUGGCCUCUACAGAACCCACCUCUGAGUCGUCAACAACCACAGUAGAGCCCACCCCUAAGGUGUUAGUGUCCACUAUAGAACCCACCUCUGAGGCAUCAACAACCACUGUAGAACCUACCCCUGAGGAAUUAAUUUCCACUAUAGAACCUACCUCCGAGGAGUCACCGAUCACUACAGAACCCACCUCUGGGGCAUCAACAGCAACAACUAUAAAAUUCACAUCUGAGUCAUCAACAACCACUAUAGAUGUAAUCUCUGAGGCCUCAACAACCACGAAAGAAUCCACCUCUGGGGCAAUACCAACCACUAUAGAUCCCACCACGUCAAUGGUCACUUUAAAACCCACAUCUGAGACGUCAACAUUUACCACAGAGUCCACCACUACCUCUACCUUGGCGUCAACGACGACAAUAAAUCCCACCACUGAGACCUCAACAACCACUAUAGAACCCACCUUUGGGGCCUCAACAACUACAGAAGAACCCACCCCUGGUGUGGUAAUAUCCACUAUACAACCUACCUCUGAGACGUCAACUUUCACCAAAGAGUCCACCCUUUUGGUGUCAACUACCUCUAUAAAACCCACAACUGAGGCUUCAACAACCACUCUAGAACCUACCACUGACGCAACAACAACUGCUAUAAUGACCACCUCUGAGGCCUCAACAACCGCCAUAGAACGAACCUCUGGGGCCUCAACAAUUACAUUGACAAAACCGUUUUCUGACCACUCAGCUGCAACUACAGAAGUUGUCUCUGUGGUGCCACAGUCUACUAUAAAACCCACUUCUGAAGCGUCAACGACGACUGUAGAAUAUACCACUGUGGCAACAAGAGGUGGUACAGAACCCAUUUCUGAGCCCCCAACGACCAUUAGAGAACCAACUUCUCAAGUGGCGACGACAACUAUAGAAACCACCUCUGAGGCGCCAAUGAACACUACAGAAUUCACAGGUCGUUCUACAGUACCUGUCGAAUCGUCUACCAGUACAUUUUUCAACGCCGGAAGAAUCAACGCCGCAAGCAGCAACACAGUUAAGCACUGA